AUGGGUCGUGUAAAAUUACAAAUAACUAAAAUAGAAAACAGCACAAAUCGACAAGUGACCUUCUCCAAAAGAAGAAAUGGACUCAUCAAGAAGGCUUAUGAGCUCGCUGUUCUUUGCGAUAUUGAUAUUGCUCUUAUUAUGUUCUCUCCUUCUGGUCGCCUCAGUCUCUUCUCCAACAAACGAAGGAUCGAAGAUGUGCUUACGCGUUACAUAAAUCUAUCGGAUCAAACAACAGGAUCGAUUAUUCAGAAUAGAGAGUUUUUGGUUAGCAUCAUAAAGAAAAUCCAGGCAGAAGAUGAUCAGAUAGAUCCUCAACUUUCCAAGCCUGAGGUUGUUAACAAAAAUUUUGAGGAACUCCAACAAGAAAUCAUAAAUUUGCAGCAUCAACUUCUGACAUCUGAGAAACAACUGAGGAAAUAUGAACCUGAUAUGCAAAAAUUGACAACAAUGGUGGAAGUUGAAUCCUGUGAGAAAAAUUUACUAGAGACCAUGGCAUGUAUAGCACAAAGAAAGAAACAACUUUCGGAUAUUCAUAUAUCGUCAUGCAAUCCAUUUAGUAUGCCAAUUUAUAAUGAUACAAAAGAUGGAAAUUCUUUAGAAAAUGAGGUUAUAAAUUGGUUGCCUGAUGAGAUCAAUGGGCAAAACCCUAGCCAAAUUUGUGCUGGUUCUGAGCCAUUCACAAGUCUUUCUCCGUGGCAUCAAUACACGACAACUGAGCUCCUCAACGCAUUGGAUGAUGAAGUUGGAGGUCAAGAUAUGGCAACAAUGAUGUCACAAUAA
Molecule: messenger RNA, 780 nt
Organism: Mangifera indica (mango)
Lineage: Eukaryota; Viridiplantae; Streptophyta; Magnoliopsida; Sapindales; Anacardiaceae
Product: agamous-like MADS-box protein AGL66
Exons: 9
Coding region: 1-780 (259 amino acids)
Biological process (GO): positive regulation of transcription by RNA polymerase II
Molecular function (GO): DNA-binding transcription factor activity, RNA polymerase II-specific; RNA polymerase II cis-regulatory region sequence-specific DNA binding; protein dimerization activity
Source: RefSeq, a predicted model, not a curated record